ACAGCCACUGUUUAGAACUUGCCCUGACGAAACACUACAAAGCAAAAAUAUUUGUAUGAAACAGGUUUUCUUAAAUAUUCAUAUAUUGAACACCUUUGUGUACGUAAAACAUGCAAACACAUUUGUGAGUCGCUAGAUUUUAUAUCGUACAAAAUGUAUGUUGCCCAUUUGUAAAGGAAUAAAGAAUAUCAAUACUCUAACAGAAACAAAUCAGGUUUCUUUAUUUUAGCACAAGUAGUGUGCCUAAACUUUGGAAUACUUUCGUAAUUACCCUCAAUCCAUGGCUAUUAUAUAAACAAUUAGGAAACAGGCAACUCUCUAAUAUUGAGAAUUAGAUUUGUAAGACUGAAGAUGUCUCGCACUUCGAUGUUCAUCGUGCUGUUCUGCACUUUGUUUUUCUUUAGCUUUACCAUGUCACAAUCAAAGUUCCGCAAACUCGAGAGUAUGCUGAAUCUUCUGCAAUCCAAGCUUACCAUGCUGGAAAAUAAAGUGUUUAAAGAUGAACUUGAUUUCCGUGAUGAUUUAGAUAUGAUUUUGAAACAAUUAAACAACUCAAAAGAUAAAAAUCAAGAUGAAACUGGUAACUUUUCUGACACUGGAUUUACAUCAACGAAUGACGAUGAACUUUUGCGAGUGCUAGAAAAAGUUCGAACAUUUCAAGAUGGGUUCGAAAAAGAAAAACAAUACAUUAGAAAUCAGUUGAAGUUGUUUGAAGCUGCAUUAGAUGACAUGAAACACCAGCAAACAAAAGCGAUUUCAGAGUUUACAGAGAAGUCAGACAAGAGACUAGUUGGCAUCGAAAACCAAGUUCUCGCGGGAAAAGAAUUCAUGAUUCAAAAUGUUGAAAAUAUAAAAAAUGAAACAGUAUUUAUAAAAUUAAGCAUUUACGACGAUAUUGAAAUUUUGAGUACUUCAAAGACAGCAAUGAAACACGAAAUGGAGGAACUGAAAGAGGAUAAUGCUAGAAAUAAAAUGGUUUUAGCGGAAUUAUCCGUUAAAUUUGAAAAUGUUGAAAAAGCAACCAACAAAAUGAAUGAAGCGCCGUUUCUUGAUUGUGCAACAUGGGACCGGUUUGGAUUGUCAUGCUAUAAGUUCUUUGACGACGAAGUUGAAUGGGAGGUUGCCGUUGAAAAAUGCAAGUUGGAAGACGCCUUCCUCGUUGAGAUAGAAAGUUCUGUCGAAAACUCUCAUGUCGUGAAUCUCACAACAACAAGAGCAGUUGACGAAGAUAAGGCGAUUACAGACAUUUAUGAGUAUGCUUAUAACUACUAUUACAAUUUCUACCUCGGUGAGGCGGAUAGCAGGAGUAUCGGGCCGUGGCUGGGCGCUUCGGAUAAACAAACUGAGGGAAAAUGGGUGUGGGAGUAUAGUGGACGAAAUCUCGAUAAGGCAUUUCAAGGUUGGAAUGACGGUGAACCGAACGGAAAAUCAAGAGAAAACUGCUUACAUUUACAUGAGAAACUGGAUUAUAAAUAGAACGAUACGCCGUGUGACUAUCAGAAACCCUACGUAUGUGAGAAACCUGUGAUGGUUAAAAGUAAAAUAAAACAAGAAAAACUAAAAACGGAUUGAUUACGAGUAUUGAUAAUCGUUUGUAUAUAUUGUCUUUUGAAUUUGUAACUAAGGCUUAAAGACUUUGUAAAAAGCUUUGAAACUAAGGUCCUAUAUAUACUGAACAGCAUACAUCUGGAUAGUUUCUUUUGCUGUUCAGUAUAUUUGACUGCGAUCGGAAAAACAGUAUUUUAGAAAAUAGUGUUAAUGUUACAAAUGUUUAUUUAAUUUGUAAAUAUUGAGUAAGGCAAUAUACAAUGUCUUUUUUGUUAUUUUUGUACAUAUUCAAAAUAACGAUGUCUAUUUGCUGACGUCAUGGCCUUAGAUCUUCAUGUUAGUUUUUUUUUCAGCUGAAUUAUCGUUAUUUCGUCUUUCUAUUCUCUAUUCAAGCUACUUUUUUUCACUGGAUCCGCCCAUGUAUUAAACAAAAAUGAAUCGUGUGCAAACAAGGCAAUUCAUUUUCUGUUAAUUUGUUUUAGUUUAGUUUAUACUAAUUUGUUUUAGCUCGAUUGUGAUGAAAGCUUCAAUCUUAUUGCAACCACUCUCGAGUUCGCUUCCUGGAAAACCCAGUACUGGUGUCAUAUGAAAAGUUAUGGUCGUGGCCCCAAUGGGGCUCGGACCCACGACUCCUGGAUUGAGCGGCCAACACCUCAUGAUGUGCUUUGCCAGGAACGUUUAUGUAUUUCUGCGUAGACUGACAUCAAGUAUCUGCGUCUUGUUUUUUCCCUAAUAACCUCUUUUUAAGGCAUAAAAGACGCAGAGUAAUCCACAGAAUAUUUUGCUGUAUCACUUACCAUCCCCAAACCCACGACCUUCAAGAAUAUACUUUUUGACUUCUCCUCUUGUUUACUUCUUUUUUUAAGACUCGGUGUUGUGCGAUUGUUUUUUUUUUCUAUAGGAAUUUCAUUUAUGAUUUUGGUAAGCAUCAACCGGUGUGUUUUUAUCUAAUUUCUUGAAGAAAUCAUAUAAAUCUUGAAAUAUUGUCACUACGUUCGUAUUAAAUCUUACUCGGAAUGUAUUCGUACUCAAAAUAAUUCGGAUGAAAGUUAUUUUUCUUGAAUUGGGUUUCUUUUUACCAAACUUUUAAGUAUUAUGCACAAUUUAGAGUAAUUUAAUGUUUGUAAAUAAUUUUUAAAUUUUUCAGAAUCGUCAUUUCAUACUUUUGGCAGUGUUGUUCAUUUGUGGACCCCGGUUAUAGAUAUUUAAUAAAAUCUGUGAAAAGAUCCUUUGGAAGCAUAGAAUGAAACCAAAAAUUAGUUACAACAGCCUCGGUUUCAUAGAAUGUGUUCAUGAAAGGUAAAACAUGUUUACCAUUUCAAAGAACAACAGAAUGGUAAUUGAAAAUUGUACCGGAAUCGUAAAGUCAUAAUAUAUCAAAAACAGUAAAAUAAGUGGUCGUGUUAUGAUUUUUAAUGUAAUAAUAGAGACAAUACACAAUUGUUUUGUGUGUUACCAUCUGCAGAAGCUCUUAGGUCUCGGUCACAAACAUUCCGCGGUUAAUACACAGAAACACGCGAAUUAUCGAUAUAUCAUUAAACGACAUCUUGUAGUUACUGUAGAACAAUUUUAGUAGUAAUAAAAUGUGACAACAUGUGGAAUUUUGACGUUGUUUGCGAGAUCCCCUCCUUUUUUGUCAACAACUUUAUCAGGUUUGCGAACACUGUUUUUCUAUAGGUUAUUGGUAUUCCGAUGGAAAUCUCUUGCGCACCACUUGUCAAAUAAUUGUUUUUAAAUGGCUAUGAAAGAAAUUUAAAAAUGUAAAAUCUAUUUCAAGCAUCACAAAUGUCACCAAUGCCUUUAACGGCACUUAACUCUAUCUGUACGAUAAAUACUUGAUAUGGUAUGCCGUUUUACUAUUUGUUAACUAUUUUGUGAUAUUCAUAAUUUUAACAUGUCCAAAACAUUGGGGAAUGAUACUUAUUUCACUUGGGUAUUGACAACAUUUUACUCGGACUUUAUCAUAGGCUCCCUGUGUAAAAUCUCAAACUUUUAACUAAAAUGAAGGUAUUAAAUCGAUAUAAUAUUUCAAUGAAACUUCAAAGUUUUGUUGUUUGUAGCAUCAUCCGCGGCAUGUGCAGUGAAAAAUUUUAAUUUGAUUUCUAAAAUAGUGUGAUAUUUAUUUCUAAAGUCACUAUAUGUUCAUUGUAAAUAUACUUCGUUAUACCCAAGUGGAAACUGGCAGGUACUCGAAAAUGCAGCUCUCUGAUUGGUCAGUUAGAACCCCUAAUGUACUGUGAUGUCAUGAUAAAAUUAUGAAUAUUGUAAAUAUAUUUUGCGAUAUCUUGAAAUAUGGUUUUUUUGGACGACUAAUCAAAAUUCUAAGCACCAUAAAA
Molecule: messenger RNA, 3884 nt
Organism: Mercenaria mercenaria
Lineage: Eukaryota; Metazoa; Mollusca; Bivalvia; Venerida; Veneridae
Exons: 1
Coding region: 352-1476 (374 amino acids)
Source: RefSeq, a predicted model, not a curated record